AUGUUGCUAUUCAUCUGCAUCAUCUUGAAAAACCAAUCUGAAAGUCAAACAAUCAAGACAUUCCUUCAAAUGGCACUCCUCUUCGAGCCAAACAGUUUCUACAUCCUCCUUUUGAACCUGGACCACCACUGUCACUUUGAAUGGCAACUAUUUCUUGCCUUGACAACCACGACAGGUCAGCUCUUCCACAGAACCAACGACCCUGGGUCGGUGGGCUGGGAAUACAAAAGCGAGAUGGCCGAUAUGUCAACGAAUGGGAGAUUGGUCAUUGCUCUGCAAAUUGGGGUCAUUGGGCCUGUUUUGAAUGCCGCGUUGGCUACGAGGUUAGGGCUCGUCCCACUCACUGGGUUUUCUGGUCGGUACCGGGAUCUUUGUUCCCAAAUGUGGGUUCAGGCGGCGUUAUUUGCCUUGGAUGACGAAGGGUAUCUGAAUAUUGGAAGGAAUGUGGGAAGUCUUGAACAAGAGGCUAUACCGCUGGCGAUUCUCAACAGGAAUCGUGGGAUUAGAUCAGCUGUUCGGAGCUCAGGGUUCGUUGAGUGA
Molecule: messenger RNA, 540 nt
Organism: Penicillium salamii
Lineage: Eukaryota; Fungi; Ascomycota; Eurotiomycetes; Eurotiales; Aspergillaceae
Source: the annotation of a GenBank genome assembly